GCGCCAUUUUGAAAGUGUAAAGCUUGGAGGAGGUAGAUGCGAGGGAAAUCUUGAAGUGAAGUACAAAGUCUUCAAACCAGUACUAUACGUUGUGCGUUGUUUUUUCUUGUUAAAACAAAGGGGGGAAAGUAGCUUCGCGUUUACAGUACCCUCCAGACCGAGGGCAUUUGGAGUUAUUAACAGCCUCAUUCCUCCACUGCUGCUCGGUCAGAACUAGCCCAACCGACCCGGGUCAGCAGCACUGCUUCAGUACAGGGCCUGAACCUGCUACGGAGAGCCCAUUCCCUCACCAUGGCAGGUAAAAGAAAACUGUCAGAACGGCCCGGUGGUGGAAGCGGUGAUGUGCAGUGGUGCUUCUCUCAAGUCAAAGGAGCGAUGGAUGACGAUGUGGCUGAAGCUGACAUCAUCUCUACUGUUGAAUUCAAUCACACUGGGGAGCUCCUUGCUACUGGGGACAAAGGAGGUCGUGUUGUCAUCUUUCAGCAGGAACCAGAGAGCAAAAACCAGCCACAGUGCAGAGGAGAAUACAAUGUUUAUAGCACCUUCCAGAGCCAUGAGCCUGAGUUCGACUACCUGAAAAGUCUUGAAAUUGAAGAGAAGAUCAACAAGAUUCGAUGGUUACCUCAGAAGAAUGCAGCACAGUUCCUUCUUUCCACAAAUGAUAAAACAAUCAAGCUGUGGAAAAUUAGUGAGCGUGACAAGAGACCAGAGGGCUACAAUUUGAAGGAAGAAGAUGGGCGAUACAGAGAUCCCAACACUGUCACAACACUACGGGUACCGGUGUUAAGGCCCAUGGACCUGAUGGUGGAAGCCAGCCCCAGACGGGUGUUUGCAAACGCUCACACGUACCACAUCAACUCCAUAUCAGUCAACAGUGAUCAUGAGACCUAUCUGUCUGCAGACGACCUGCGGAUAAACCUCUGGCAUCUGGAGAUAACUGAUCGCAGCUUCAAUAUUGUUGACAUUAAACCGGCCAAUAUGGAGGAGCUGACAGAGGUUAUCACGGCAGCAGAGUUCCACCCCGACCAGUGUAACACUUUUGUUUACAGCAGCAGCAAAGGAACCAUCCGUCUGUGUGACAUGAGGGCAUCGGCACUGUGUGACCAGCAUGCUAAACUGUUUGAGGAGCCAGAAGAUCCGAACAACCGCUCAUUCUUUUCUGAGAUCAUCUCUUCCAUCUCUGAUGUCAAGUUCAGCCACAGUGGACGCUACAUGAUGACGCGAGACUAUCUGUCCGUCAAAAUAUGGGAUCUGAACAUGGAAACGCGGCCAGUAGAGACGUAUCAGGUGCAUGAAUAUCUCAGGAGUAAGUUGUGUUCGCUUUAUGAGAACGACUGCAUUUUCGACAAGUUCGAAUGCUGCUGGAAUGGAAAUGACAGUGUUGUUAUGACUGGUUCCUACAACAACUUCUUCAGGAUGUUUGACAGGGACUACCGACAAGACGUGACCUUUGAGGCGUCGCGGGAAAACAGCAAGCCGCGAUCGGUUCUGAAGCCUCGCAAAAUAAGCACAGGUGGGAAGCGUAAAAAGGAUGAGAUCAGUGUAGACAGUCUGGACUUUAACAAGAAGAUCCUCCACACGGCCUGGCAUCCGCUGGACAACAUCAUUGCCGUGGCAACUACCAACAAUCUGUACAUAUUCCAGGAUAAGAUUAACUAAAGUUUGUUAACCCUUUCAGAUCGGUUCACGGUUUCUUCUUAAACCCUUUUGCUCUCAGAAAAAAAUAUAUCUAAAUCCGUCUUAAGCCAAGCCCCUAGAAAUUGAUCAAAUCUGUCCUUAUAAUAUUGUGAGAAGACUUUUUGUAAUUGGUGCCAUACACCCAGCCAUCAGUCUGCUGUUAGUUUCCUCCAUUAGGAGCAAUCCAUCCUCCUGAGCUUCCAUUUGUAACUCCACUACAUCCCAAACCAAAGGGAAAACAUACCUUUCUAUCACUUUUUGUGCCAUAUUGACUUGAUUAAGUUGUCUGUUAUCGCUACUAGUUUGUUGUGGCUUUAAUGUUUCUCUGUGUUUGUCCCAAAAUUCAUUUUUGUACUGCCCUGAUAGAUUAAUACAAGCUGUCAACACCUUUUAUUUGUUGAAUGAGUUUCAAGUUGCCAAGUUUUUUCCCGUCGUUCCUGAUGUACUGUAUGAUUGUACUGUUAACGGACUAAGCAAACCAUUUUUAUGUUUAGCUAAUUCAUUAAAAUCUUUGGAGAAAUGAUAUCAAAGCUAACAAAGUU
Messenger RNA from Cyprinodon variegatus (sheepshead minnow), 2219 nucleotides. RefSeq names its product serine/threonine-protein phosphatase 2A 55 kDa regulatory subunit B alpha isoform. Lineage: Eukaryota; Metazoa; Chordata; Actinopteri; Cyprinodontiformes; Cyprinodontidae. Gene Ontology annotation, molecular function: protein phosphatase regulator activity; protein binding. The transcript has 10 exons. Gene Ontology annotation, cellular component: protein phosphatase type 2A complex; cytosol. The coding region runs from base 292 to 1659 and encodes 455 amino acids. Gene Ontology annotation, biological process: peptidyl-serine dephosphorylation. The record is from RefSeq and is a predicted model, not a curated record.